Molecule: messenger RNA, 1320 nt
Organism: Plectropomus leopardus (leopard coralgrouper)
Lineage: Eukaryota; Metazoa; Chordata; Actinopteri; Perciformes; Serranidae
Source: RefSeq, a predicted model, not a curated record
CUCUACAGCAUCCUCAGAUCCAAAAAGAGUCUCAGUACAUCAAGUACCUCUGCUGCGAUGAUGCUCAUUUCAUGAACCUUUGGGUAACCGGAAUACGGAUUGCAAAGUAUGGUGCGUCACUGUAUGAAAACUAUAAAACAGCAGAGAAGAAGGCAGCUGUGAGCUCUGUGUGGACGAACCGCAGCACGCCAUCGAGCUCCAAUCAAUCAACGCCCUCACCAACUAUCAAAGCCAAAUCACCGAGCCAGGCCAACGGUCACGCUCCCAAGCCCCAACCAGGACUCAUCUCUCAGGACUUUGGAAAUGUUCCACCUCCACCCCCACCAAUGGCUGAGAUCCUUCCUCCACCGCCUCCAGACCCAGUCCUCCCUCCUCCACCGCCUGCAGACUCAGUCCUCCCUCCUCCACCACCUCCUAUGGCAGCAAAGAGUUCUUCAAGACCUCUUCCCCCCCAGCGACACCUGCCCACCAACCUCCCUCCCCCUCCACCUGCAAUGGACAGCCUUCCUCCUCCACCGCCGCCCCCACCAAAUGAUGAUACCUUAGAGGCCCCGCCAGACUUCCUUCCACCCCCCCCUCCAGCCACUGGCUUUGGUUCACUGCCACCUCCUCCGCCUAUGAACUCCCUACCACCGCCGCCUCCCCCAGCAAGUGUCAGGGGUGUGGACCAGUCUCUGCCUCCUCCACCACCAGAUCCAGGGUUUCUACCACCACCUCCACCUCAGCCAGUGUUUACAGGGGCUGGAGUACCCCCUCCCCCUCCACCACCUCCUCCUCCACCUUCAUCUGCUGCCGCUCCCCCUGCCCCAAGAGUAGCAGUGCGACCCUCUGGCUCCUUGAAGAAGGUGCCUCCUGCUCCGCCGAAGAGAACUACACCAUCACUGCACGGAGGAGGUGAUGGUGGAGACUUCAUGUCAGAACUGAUGCUGGCCAUGAACAAGAAACGCGGUAAUCAGUAGCACGACGACCAACUUCACUCUUAAUUAGCCUCGUCUUGAUUUCAGCAAAACAGCUAAUUUUUUUCCCAAACAAUACCAAACAUAAACUUUUUCUCUUGAAGAAAACAGACAGUGAUGCUUUUUCCUAACAGCUCAUCCAAAACAUUAUUUUGCAUGAGUUGAGUACAGGGUAAUUAAUCUUAGUUUUUUUUUUUUUUUUUUUUUUUUUUUUUAAAGGAUACUUAAGAGAAUUGUAAAUAUUGUUGCAAGUUUGCAAGCACUGUAAAUACUUUAAAAACUUUUCCAGCAUACACAGUAAUUUUCAAAUGACUAAAAUGGCUAAAUAAAACCCUGCAUAAUAAAUGCAUAAACUCAACACAAA